AUGGCUUCAUGGUUUACAGCUUCGAACUCCUCCCUGGAUGACCAGGUCGAGAAAGCUACCGGAUCAAGCCUGGAGGAUAUGGCACUAAAUCUCGAGAUAUCCGAUAUUAUUCGGAGCAAGACUGUACAGCCUAAGGAAGCUAUGCGCUCGUUGAGAAAACGCAUAGGGCACAAAAAUCCCAACAUUCAGCUAGCAGCCUUAAACCUUACUGAUACUUGUGUCAAGAAUGGUGGCUCCCAUUUUCUCACUGAGAUUGCAUCUCGUGAAUUCAUGGAUAAUCUCGUUUCUCUAUUGAAGGCUCCUUACCCGAUUGACCCAAAAGUCGAAUCUAAAAUGCUGGAGCUUAUCCAAACUUGGGCCUCUGCUUUUGAAGGGCAGCCCCACCUGUCUUACGCAAACCAGAUAUACCGUCAACUACAAACAGAAAACUUUCGUUUCCCGCCCCCAACCAAGGUUUCAUCGACCUUUGUAGACUCAUCAGCGCCACCUGAUUGGACCGAUUCGGAUGUUUGCAUGCGCUGUCGGACCCCUUUCACUUUCACGAACAGGAAGCACCACUGCCGUAACUGUGGAAAUACCUUCUGUGGAACCUGUUCUUCAAAGUCAAUACCAUUGCCACACAUUGGAAUAGUUCAGGCUGUGCGUGUUUGUGAUGGAUGUCAUACAAAACUGACAGAACGACGAGCUCCUGUGGCUCCUGUGGGUUCUCCAAAGCAUCAUGGAGGUCAUAGUCAAAGGCAUUCGACUUCGAAGCCCAAAGCACAAUCUGCCCCAAUGCAACCAAGAAAUGCUAGGGUUGAAGAUGAUGACGAUGAAGAUCUUAAAAUGGCUCUAAAAAUGUCGCUGGAGGAGGCUACGGGUAAAGCAAGCGCCGGUUAUGUUUCGCAGCAGCAGUUGCAGGCCCAAAAGCAGGUUACUCAAGCUACUUCAGUGGCCUCAUAUACCGAAGCGCAGCCUUCAAAAUCCGCUCAACAACACACCCGGGAGGGGAAUCCCCCUGAAGAAGACGAGGAUGAAGAGCUAAAAGCCGCGAUUGCCGCGAGCCUAAGGGACAUGGAGGUGCAGAAGGCCAAAUCAGCCUGGUCAAAUCCCAGUGCUGCUGCAAAAUCCACCGCUUUUCAAGCCAAUAUAGCGCGCAGGCCUGACCAUGAGUUGAGUCCGGGAGAGGCGGAGAACAUCAACCUGUUCGCAACACUAGUGGACCGAUUGCAGACUCAGCCACCAGGAACGAUCUUAAGGGAACCGCAGAUUCAAGAAUUGUAUGAAAGUAUUGGGACGUUAAGGCCAAAGUUGGCUAGAACAUUUGGUGAAACUAUGAGCAAAUAUGAGGCGUUGUGCGAUCUUCAUGCAAAGCUGGGAACAGUUGUCCGCUAUUACGAUCGGAUGUUAGAGGAGCGGCUUAGCUACACCUAUGGGCGGCACGGUGUAUCAUCGCCAGCCCCAUACCAACAGCCCCCAGCUAGUAGUAAUGCGUACCCAAAGCUGCCAUCGGCCGAAAAUUAUUAUGGUAGGAGCGAUUCUUCCGCUCCUCAGAAUAACUACCCUCCUCCACAAACAAACUAUCAAAACUAUUAUACCCAGCCGCAUACGUUCGACAAACAAGGGUCAUUUCCUGGACAGCCCGAACCACAGCCAAACCCGCAAACACAGUAUCAACAAACAUCUACUCCUCAAGCGCCAUACCAAUAUAACGGCUACGACAAUCCCAAUCCCCCACCACAAAACGAUUCCACCGUGACUCCUACCCAACAGCCUUCAGAGCCCCCGUCAGCACCAAUUUCGAGACAGCAGCCUCUCCAUCAGCAGCACACAGGGCCCUCGGCACAGCAUCAACAGCCCAUGCAAACUUCACAGCCUGCCCAAGAAAAUUCUUACUGGCAGUAUCCUAAAGCUGGACAGGAGCCUGGAUAUCAAUAUCCAUAUUCACCUCAUUCACAACAACAAGUACCUUGGCAGCAAGGGUCUAAUGCACCUCCCGGUGGUGGACAAUAUACAUAUCCUCCUCCUCACGGUGUGAGCGAAGCCUCGGCAUCUACCCCUGUUCAAAACCCGCCACCACAGUCACAGCCAAAAGCAGUAGAAGAGAGUUUGAUCGACUUGUAG
This is a messenger RNA of Morchella sextelata, 2103 nucleotides long. RefSeq lists its product as uncharacterized. Gene Ontology annotation, biological process: protein transport to vacuole involved in ubiquitin-dependent protein catabolic process via the multivesicular body sorting pathway; protein targeting to vacuole. The record is from RefSeq and is a predicted model, not a curated record. Gene Ontology annotation, cellular component: ESCRT-0 complex. The transcript is spliced from 5 exons. Gene Ontology annotation, molecular function: phosphatidylinositol-3-phosphate binding; ubiquitin binding; metal ion binding. NCBI's taxonomy places the organism in Eukaryota, Fungi, Ascomycota, Pezizomycetes, Pezizales, Morchellaceae. The coding region runs from base 1 to 2103 and encodes 700 amino acids.